UCUUGAGCUACAUAUAUAAACCCUUUGUGGAUUUUGAAAUUAACAUCUCAUUGCCUUUUUGGGUUUUGCAUGAACUUUCGAGUUUGUCAAUUUCAGUUAGCCAGAGAGCUAGCUUGUGAGCAGAAUGAGGAUCAAAAUUCUUCUUGCAGCAAUUCUGAUAUGGGACUUGACAUGCGGUUUAGGCUUCAACGUAUAUGCUGAUAAUAUGGUCAGGAUUGAGCUAAAAAAACAAUCUUUGGACCUUAAUAGCAUAAUGGGUGCAAGAAUCUAUGUCAAAGAUCAGAGUGGUUCCAAUAGAAACUUGGCUUCUCUCAAUGACCAGAUUAUUUACUUGAAAAAUUAUCGGGAUAUCCAGUACUUUGGGGAGAUUGGUAUUGGUUCACCGCCCCAACACUUCAAUGUUGUGUUUGAUACUGGCAGUUCCAAUCUUUGGGUCCCAUCCUCGAGAUGCUUCUUCUCGAUUGCAUGUUAUCUUCGUUCUAGGUACAAAUCAAGACGAUCGAAUACAUAUACAAAAAUUGGAACGCAUUGUAAAAUCCCUUUUGGUGCUGGAUCAGUGUAUGGAUUCUACAGCCAAGACGAUACAAAAGUUGGAGGUGCUAUCAUAAAGCAGCAGGUUUUCACUGAGGUAACACGAGAAGGAUAUUUCACAUUCUUGGGUACACGAUUUGAUGGAGUACUAGGACUUGGAUUUCAAGGCUCAGAAUCAAGUAGCGUCGCACCAAUAUGGCAGAACAUGUUGCUUCAGGAAAUAGUUACCAAGUCAAUCUUCUCAUUCUGGCUAAAUCGAGAUCAUACCUCUAUGAUAGCUGGUGAAAUUCUCUUUGGAGGCAUGGAUUGGACUCACUUCAGGGGUCAACAUACAUAUUUCCCAGUUUCUAACAAUGGUUAUUGGGAGAUUGAGAUAGAGGAUCUUUUUAUAGGGAACAAUUCAACAGGCAUUUGUAAGGGUGGUUGUCCAGCUAUUGUGGAUACUGGAACAUCUUUCAUUGCUGGUCCAACUACUAUUUUAACUCAAAUAAAUCAUGCUAUUGGAGCGGAAGGGAUUGUUAGUUCGGAAUGCAAAUAUGUUGUCUCGAAUUAUGGGAAUUCGAUUUGGGAACGCUUGGUUUCAGGAUUACUUCCCGAUCAUAUUUGCCACAGAAUUGGGCUUUGUACAUAUAAUGAGACUUUAGGUGGAAGUCAUGAACCCCGAAGUUCAAAGUCACAAAAGCUAAAAAAGGAUGGUCUCUGCUCUUUUUGUGAGAUGGCGGUGUUCUGGAUUCAAGUGGAAAUCAGAAAAGAGAGCACAAAAGAAAUAGCAAUUGGAUAUGCCAAUCAGCUGUGUGAGAAGUUUCCAAGUCCUGGAGGAAAAUCAUUUAUGAACUGUGAUGUCUUUUCCCUGCCACAUAUAACAUUUACCAUAGGGGACAAAUCUUUCCCCCUUUCUCCGGAACAGUAUGUUAUCAAAGUUGAAGACAGCCUAGGUGUUCGCUGUUUCAGUGGAUUUACAGCUUUGAAUGUGCAUCAGCAACGUCCACUCUGGGUUCUUGGAGAUGCAUUCUUGAGAGCAUACCACACAGUUUUUGAUUUUGGCAAUAGGCAAAUUGGAUUCGCAGAAAGUGCUUAGAGUGGUUUCAAGAGUUAUGACAAAAUGUCUUGGUUUUCCCCAGUUACAAAGACACUGUACUGUUACUACUCAAAAUUUGUUUGGUUUUGCAACUUCUGAUGUUUUGAAUAAAACCUCUACUCUAUGUUCCUACCCUUUGUUCUUCUUCAGUCAUUUGUUAAUUUGUCACUCUAGUUCAAAGUCCGUGAUGAUGAACACUGGACAUUGAAAUACUAUUUUUGGAAUAGAUAAAUAAUUCAGAUAUCACAAUUUACUUUUCUGA
Molecule: messenger RNA, 1871 nt
Organism: Lycium barbarum (goji berry)
Lineage: Eukaryota; Viridiplantae; Streptophyta; Magnoliopsida; Solanales; Solanaceae
Product: aspartic proteinase-like
Exons: 14
Coding region: 125-1609 (494 amino acids)
Biological process (GO): lipid metabolic process; proteolysis
Molecular function (GO): aspartic-type endopeptidase activity
Source: RefSeq, a predicted model, not a curated record